AUGUCGCAGCAGCUUUCCAGCAGUGCAUCUUCCCAAUACGACAAUUUGAAACCCCAAUCGCAAGUAUCCCGACCACAUACCACCCCAGAGUAUGUUCAGCAGCUCGAUGGUCGUGAGAUUGUGCCACUCUAUCCUCAACGGACCCGACCUUUUGCUGAACUCCCAGCCGAACCAGUCUUGAGGCCGAUUCAUCAGUCUACUAUCCUAGGACGAAAUUCUGAGCAUCUUACGAAGGCACCUACGAGCCCCGCUGACGUCAUCGUCGGGCCGCUACGAUCUCAGACCUUUUCAGUCACUCCCGCAAACCUAGUACAUCCUCUGCCGCCAGAGAUCGACCUUAGUUCGUCUACUUCUGUUACCAUGUCUGGGGAAUCCGUGCCGCCUACAGAAACCACAGCGCAAUCAGCACCGAAAUCGAUACCCCGCUAUUUCAAAAAUGAUGCGCCGCUGGCACGCCGAGAUCCUCACAAGCAACUACUGGCGUCUCUAGACCGACUCAUUACAGAACAUCCUCCGCAUCACGUUCCACCAGGCGGUGGCCUCUAUUAUGGACCGAUCUCUGUGGCGUUCCUCUUCUACGCUCUCCAUAACAUAUACCCAGAUCUGACCUUGGACGACUAUCCACUGAACACAUGGUCUGCGGCGUAUAUCGAACAGGCACAAGCCCAUAUCAAAGAGUUCCCAGCCCCUUCUCCAAGCAAAUGUGGUAUCUCCAACGACAUCAUGUCUCUGCUUGCCCUGUACGCCGUCACAGCAAGGGAUCCGGAUACAGUGAAGGAGCUUUGCGACCACGCUGCUGUCAUGCUCGAGCCCGACACUUCAAAUGAGUGGCUGCACGGACGUGCGGGCUAUUUAUACCUCCUUCGAUUGGUUCGCGGAGCCUUUACCAACAAUAAGGAGAUUAUAGAGCUCAUUGAGGACACGGCGGAUGAGUUGAUCGAAAACAUUGUGGCUAGCCCUCGCCCUUGGAAAUGGCGUGGUAAGGCCUAUGUGGGCGCCGUCCAUGGUGCAGUCGGUAUCAUCACACAAAUCGUACUUACCGAUCCAUUAUGGGCACCGAAGCUGGAAGCUGAGUUGGGUGCGCUUCUAAGCUAUCAAUACGAGAGCGGAAAUUUUCCGUCGUCACUCCCGCCGGGCCGCGACAGGCUUGUACAAUUCUGUCACGGGGCACCAGGUGUGGUCGCUUCUCUACUUUCAAUUCGAAAAUAUUUCCCGGGGCUUCACGAUCGCAUAGACAGGGUGAUUGCAAAGGCUAGAGAGAGUAUAUGGGAAAGGGGUCUUUUGACCAAAGAGCCCUGCUUGUGUCAUGGCAUUGCCGGAAACGCUCUUGCGUUGGAUGGGAAGCAGUUUGAGCACUUCAUGACCUACACGACGGGCCAUGAGAUCAAAUUGAUGGGAAAAGAUGGCAUGCUCGAAAAGUCAGAUGACCCGUCAGCAUUGUGGUGUGGCGAAGCUGGACGUGCCUGGGCUUGGGCCGUCGCCGAUAAGCAAUUGGAGAAGAGAUUCCUCGGGUACAAUGAUAUUUGA
Messenger RNA from Cucurbitaria berberidis CBS 394.84, 1527 nucleotides. RefSeq lists its product as uncharacterized. Gene Ontology annotation, cellular component: plasma membrane. The record is from RefSeq and is a predicted model, not a curated record. NCBI's taxonomy places the organism in Eukaryota, Fungi, Ascomycota, Dothideomycetes, Pleosporales, Cucurbitariaceae. Gene Ontology annotation, biological process: carbohydrate metabolic process; peptide modification. Bases 1 to 1527 code for a protein of 508 amino acids. The transcript is spliced from 3 exons.